AUGGCGAUGGCAUGUGGUAGUGGUGAUGGCAGUGGUUGCGGCGAUGGUGGUGUUGACAAUGGCUAUGGUGGUAAUGACACGGUGGUGCUGGAGAUAGCAGUGGCUGCGAUGACGGUGGUGGUAGUUGGUGGUGGUGGCAAUGUGGCUGCGAUGAUGGUGGUGGUAGUUAGUGGCGGUAGUGGUAGUGGUGACGGUAGUGGCUGCGAUAGUGACGGUGGUGGCAGUGGCAUGGUGGUGGUGGAGACAGCAAUGGCUGCGACGGUGGUGGCAAUGGUAGCGGUGGUAAUGAUGGUGGUGGCGACGACAGUGGCUGCGACGAUGGUGGUGGUGGUGGAAAUGGCGGUAUUGGCAUGGUGGUGGUGGUGGUGA
Gastrolobium bilobum is the source of this 369-nucleotide messenger RNA. RefSeq lists its product as uncharacterized. The coding region runs from base 1 to 369 and encodes 122 amino acids. The record is from RefSeq and is a predicted model, not a curated record. The transcript is spliced from 2 exons. Lineage: Eukaryota; Viridiplantae; Streptophyta; Magnoliopsida; Fabales; Fabaceae.